Necator americanus (New World hookworm) is the source of this 816-nucleotide messenger RNA. RefSeq lists its product as uncharacterized. Bases 1 to 816 code for a protein of 271 amino acids. Gene Ontology annotation, cellular component: membrane-bounded organelle. Lineage: Eukaryota; Metazoa; Nematoda; Chromadorea; Rhabditida; Ancylostomatidae. The transcript is spliced from 7 exons. Gene Ontology annotation, molecular function: disulfide oxidoreductase activity. The record is from RefSeq and is a predicted model, not a curated record.
AUGAUCUGGCCUAGACUUGAGGAAGCAAAACAAGUUUUAACACUUUAUCAUUUUCUGAACACUCUUCUUUCGAUCACUUUCCUGUGCGCAAAGGGCAUUCCGGAGUUGUGUCCAUGGAUCUUUGCCACCGAAGGAGAGGAAUGCACGAUUGAUUCGCGUGAACGAGAAAUCCUCAUGUUCUUGGCUGUAAUAAUUGCGUGGAAAGGAAGGAAAGCAACGAAUUGGCUCCAUUACAUCAAUAAUGUUUUCUUAUUUUCUAAAAUAGCCAACAUUGCACUGUUUCUACGUGCUGAUGCGCUUGUUGGUAUUAUAUAUCUGUUGGUCGUUGUUGCCAUCACCGUGAUCGUUCCUGAACCAAUUUACACUGGUCCAGAAAAAAUUACUUAUUUCCAAGGAUCGGAACUUUUCGAUGAGCUGAACAAUGACCGGAAAUCAUUCUUUGUCAUACAAUUCUACACAACAUGGAGUCCCGACUGUAAACAUGUGACUCCUGUGUUCGCUCAACUCAGUGACAGGUUCUCCCUCCCAAACUUACGUUUCGGAAAACUCGACAUUGGUCGAUGGCCUAAAGAAGCAGAACGCUUCCGCGUCAAUGCACAUCCAACUUCUCGACAACUGCCAACCAUAUGUGUUUUUAGAGAUGCCAAGGAGUUGAAGCGAAGACCACUGGUUAAUGAGAGCCGGCGAGCUAUUCCAUUUGUUUUUAAUCAGGAUAACUGUAUCCUUGAGUUUGAUCUCUUAAAUAUACACAAGGAAUGUAUGGAACGUCUUUCGAGCAAAGAAAAGAAAGAUAUCGACGCAAAGAAAACGCGAUGA